AUUACCCACAAAAAAGGUCACGAGUUCCUCAAAACCUCUUUUUUGUCAGCACAAAAACCCUUUAUACUUCCCCCAUUCAAUUUUCUUCAAUUUUUUUUUUUAGCUUUCAGUAAUGGAAAUAGUAACAAAGAAAGAGAGUGGUAGUAGUAGUAAUAGUAAAGCAAUCCCAGAUUCAGUAAUGGAAGCAGUGAAAAGAACCUCAAAAAACAUUGAUGAUUUAAGUAAUAAUUUAGAUGAAUUCUUGUCUCUUUAUGGUGCUGAUGUUUUCCCUGAACUGGGUCCUCUUCAACAGGCUGAAUCUUUGCUUUUAUUAGCUAAAGCCACAACAACUCUGUUUGCAUUGAGGCUUAGAUGUAAAGGGGUGAAUCCAGAUGAACAUCCUGUCAAAUUAGAGUUUGAACGUCUGAGCUUGUACCAAGAGAAACUGCAGUACUUGAUGGACCUGAAUAAAGCGCCAUUGCGACCAUCAGCUACGAUAAAUCCGCAAGCUGCAACACGAUUUAUCGAGCAUUCGUUGCCUGAUCUCACACCUGAGCAGAGGAGAAGCAUGCGAGAAAUCAGUAAAGGUGAGGGGACUAGGAUUAAGUAUGUUGAAAGAAUUGCUCAUAAGAAGAGGAAGUAUCCUGAGCAGCGAUCUGUUCGAACCGCUGCCCAAGAGUUUCUUGAGAAAGCAUCCCGUGAGCUUCUUGGUGAGAACCAAAGUGGUUUUAAGGGACCUUUACAACUGCCUGAGGGUGAUGGUGAAGAUCUACCUAUGAGCUGAUUUUCUGAAAUUCUCUUUUGCUGACGAAGCAAUGCGAGGUGCAUACCAGAUUGAUUGUUGAUGAGCUCUUCAAGCAUCUCCUUCGAUUUCCAGCCUAUGAAGAAGAUGCUCAGAUUGUUCACAAGCUUUGCCAGCAAAUUUCUACUUUUACCCCUGAACGUUGAUGCAAGUUAAAUUUUGAUUAUGAAGAAUAUAGUGUAUUUUCAUGUUCAGUUAUGAAUCCAAAGUUGCUCCUUGUUUUGCUGUAAAGUUUGUUUGUUGUAAGAGAAUAAACAGGUUAGGAAAGGAACAAUUAGCUGGCAGUUUUAUGUACAAUAGUGUUGCAUGGAUCCUUUUGCAUUAGGAGCAAUGAAGCUAGUGUCUUUAUUUUUUCACUUGUUAUGAGGAUGGUGAAGAAGAUUGUAUGGUUAGGGUAGAAGAAAAGCAAGCUUAUUUCAGAUCCAGAUUUAGUACAGAAAAGGGUCAGAUUGCUCGUUUA
Lycium barbarum (goji berry) is the source of this 1241-nucleotide messenger RNA. RefSeq lists its product as uncharacterized. Gene Ontology annotation, cellular component: nucleolus; exosome (RNase complex). Gene Ontology annotation, biological process: regulation of gene expression; maturation of 5.8S rRNA. The record is from RefSeq and is a predicted model, not a curated record. Bases 113 to 763 code for a protein of 216 amino acids. The transcript is spliced from 6 exons. Gene Ontology annotation, molecular function: RNA binding; DNA binding. NCBI's taxonomy places the organism in Eukaryota, Viridiplantae, Streptophyta, Magnoliopsida, Solanales, Solanaceae.